Molecule: messenger RNA, 885 nt
Organism: Punctularia strigosozonata HHB-11173 SS5
Lineage: Eukaryota; Fungi; Basidiomycota; Agaricomycetes; Corticiales; Punctulariaceae
Product: carbon-nitrogen hydrolase
Exons: 5
Coding region: 1-885 (294 amino acids)
Biological process (GO): protein catabolic process
Molecular function (GO): protein-N-terminal asparagine amidohydrolase activity; protein-N-terminal glutamine amidohydrolase activity
Source: RefSeq, a predicted model, not a curated record
AUGGCUCGGAUCGCCGUGAUCCAGUAUGCACCCAAGAUAGGGCAUGUAUCCGAAAACAUAUCCAGAGCCACCGCAUUGUGCGCAGAUCUUGAACCAGGUUCGGUAGAUCUGGUUUGCCUACCCGAAAUGGUCUUUUCUGGAUAUGUCUUCCGGGAUGCAUCCCACAUAGCCCCUUACUUGGAGACGCCUCGGAAAGGACCGACAUCCGUGUUCUGCUCCCUCCUAGCCGACCGACUUCGAUGCUAUGUGUUGGCGGGCUAUCCAGAGAAGAUAGAUCCUGCCGAACGCCCGAAAAUGCGUCCCUGGACUAUCGGAUACAAUAGCGCAGUUCUUUACGGGCCCGGGGGGAUAUUUGUGGGAAACUAUCGCAAGACGAACCUGUAUGAUACAGAUAUGUCAUGGGCAGAACCCGGUGCUGGAUUCGCCACUUUCAACCUGCCCGCACCCCUCGGACGACUGUCGUUGGGGAUAUGCAUGGAUCUUAAUGCCCAACCACCUGCGGUCUGGACCCUAGAAGAGGGCCCCUACGAAUUGGCCGAACAUUGCCUUUCGACGAGGAGUCGCGUGUUGGUGGUAUUGAAUGCUUGGCUAGACUCCCUCGAAGAUGAGGAUGCUGAAACGGACUGGAGUACCCUGAACUACUGGGCGGCACGCUUACGCCCACUGUGGAGGAAUCGCGGAUCAGUGUUGGCGCAGGCCGUGACCCCGUCCCAGCCUCAUGCUGAACAUGUGACUGUCAUCAUUUGCAAUCGAAGUGGCAAGGAGAGUGGCAUCAAAUUCGCUGGGUCCUCCGCGCUGUUUCAGAUGCAUCCGGGAGUUGGGAAGCCCCGCCUGGUGGACGCCAUGAGUCGGCGGGAGGAAGGAAUACGCGUCUGGGAUACAUAG